Lactuca sativa (garden lettuce) is the source of this 2842-nucleotide messenger RNA. RefSeq names its product receptor-like protein EIX2. Gene Ontology annotation, molecular function: protein binding. Lineage: Eukaryota; Viridiplantae; Streptophyta; Magnoliopsida; Asterales; Asteraceae. The record is from RefSeq and is a predicted model, not a curated record.
GAAGUUCAUAUAUCCAUCAAUACAAGCCAAAAAUCAUUAAGAUUUUUUAUUUACAUUAUGAAUCCUUGUGUUUUUAUAAUUUUCUCACUUCUCUUGCUCCUCCUUGUGACUGCAACUGCCAGCCAAUUAGGAGGAAAUGAUAGAAAUAUGAAAACGUGUUUGGAUAAUGAGAGACAUGCUCUCCUUCUUUUCAAAGCCCCCCUUCAUGACCCCAAUGAUACUCUCUCUACAUGGAGAGCUGACCAACACGACUGCUGUAAAUGGAAUGGAGUCACAUGCAACACCCAAACAGGUCAUGUCACAGAGCUUGAUAUCAGAAACCAUGAUCUUGGAGGUGAGAUUAGCCAUUCGUUGCUUAACUUAACCUACUUGAAUACUCUUGCUCUUUCCUUCAAUUCUUUUAAUGGAACCAUUCCCACCUUCAUUGGUUCUUUGAGUCAAUUAACUUACCUUGACCUUUCCGAGAACUCUCUUUAUGGAACAAUUCCUCCAGAGUUUGGAAACCUCACCAACUUGCAAGAGCUUCAUCUUGAUUCUGUUGGAAGGUGUAGAGUGGAAAAGGUAGAGUGGUUGUCUCAUCUCUCUCAGUUGGAGGUACUUGUAAUGGAUGGGGUUUCCCUGUCCAAAGCAAAUCAUUGGGUAGAUGUAAUUUCAAGUCUCCCAAAACUCUCAUGGUUAAGUUUACAGAGAUGUGAGCUGUCACAGGUGAUGUAUCCAUAUUCUUCAUUUCUCAACUCUUCUUCUUCAUCUAUUGUUAAGCUUUUUCUCAAUGACAACAAUCUCACCUCAUCCAUGUAUCGUUGGUUGUCCCCAUUAACCACCAAUAACCUCCUUUCUCUUGAUCUCUCUGGCAACAUGUUAGAUGGGAUACCCAAAUAUUUUGGUAACCUCUGUAGUUUGGAAUAUUUGGUAUUUUAUAAUAACUCUGCUGUUGUCAAAUUUCCUGAUUUUCUCAACAACUUGUCUGGAUGCACAUCGCUUUCAUUACAAUCCUUGCAUGCUGUGGAAAGCCAAUUUGCAGGGUCAUUGUCCGAUGAGAUCCAAAAGUUUUCAUCCCUAUAUUCUUUGGACCUUUCUCAUAAUCACUUAAAUGGAAGUAUAAGUGAGAAAUUGUGGGAACUACCCAUGCUUGAAAUUGUUAUUGUUUCCUUUAAUAAUCUUACAGUUCCUUCCACACAUCACUUGUCAAACAUCUCUUAUGUUAAAUAUCUUGAUCUGAGCUCUUGCAAGCUGUUAGGACCCCGCUUCCCCAAAUGGGUUCAGACAUUAAAAAAUCUUAACCGUCUUGAUCUUUCCAAUACUGGAAUUUCAGACACAAUUCCUCUUGAGUUUUGGGACAUGUGGCCUUCUCAAUUAGAAUAUCUGAAUCUCUCUUUUAACAACAUUAACGGUAAAGUACCAGAUUUAUUAUCAAAUUUUGCUGACUAUUCAGUGAUAGAUUUGAGUUCGAACAACUUUAAUGGCCAAAUACCAAAGCUCUCUUCCGCUUUGGCAACAUUGGAUCUUUCCAGAAACAAAUUCUCUGGAAGAAUCUCCUUUAUAUGUCAAAUUGUUGAUGGGUGGUUAGAAUUUCUUGAUCUCUCUCAUAACUCAUUCAUCGGACAACUCCCGGACUGUUUGUGGCAUUUCAAAGACCUAAGAGUUCUCAAUCUCGGACACAACAAUCUCUUUGGAAGUCUUCCUCCCUCUAUUGGAUCUUUGAUACAACUCCAGGUGUUGUAUUUAUACAAGAACAACUUCUCUGGAGAAUUGCCUUUGUCUUUAAAAAAUUGCACGAGUUUAAUCUCGUUGAAUUUGGGAGCCAACAAGUUUUAUGAUAAUGUGCCAGUCUGGAUUGGGGAAAACUUAUCAGGUUUGUAUGUUCUUAUACUAAGAUCAAACAACUUCUUUGGAACCAUCCCUUUAAAGUUAUGUCAGUUAGCUAGUCUUCAGAUUUUAGACAUGUCAAUGAACAAUCUCCAUGGAACCAUCCCAUCAUGUUUGAGUAAUCUUACGAGCAUGGUCCACCAAGGAACAUUCUCACAAGAUGAAGAGAUUCAGAUAUCAUAUUUACCAGGGCCAUAUGUUGACCAUGCGAUGAUUGAGUGGCAAGGAGAUGAACGUGAAUUCUUUAGCACUCUGAAAUUGUUGAAGAGUAUUGACCUGUCAAGCAAUAAUUUAACAGGACAAAUCCCGUAUCAAAUUACCAAUCUUUCUGACUUAAUUUCCCUCAACUUGUCAAAGAACGCUCUAUCAGGAGAGAUCCCACAAAAAAUUGGUGAGAUGAAAAAGCUUUUGACAUUGGAUUUAUCACAAAACAAUUUCUCAGGGCAGAUACCAUCAAGCAUGUCUCAGAUGAGUUUACUGAAUUACCUAGACUUGUCAUUUAAUAACUUGUCAGGGAGAAUCCCAACAAACACUCAGCUCCAGUCCUUUCAACCUUCAAGAUAUGUUGGAAACAGAGGACUAUGUGGACCUCCCCUUACCAAAAAAUGUCCUGGAGAUGAAGAAUCAGAAGCAACAUCGGUGAUUGGUAAAAGUGAGGGUGAUGGGGAAGACACAGAUGAUGAACUCGAACUCUGGGGAUGGUUUUAUAUUGGUGGGGGCAUGGGUUUUGCUACUGGAUUUUGGAUGGCAUGUGGGGCUUUACUUCUCAACCGUCGUGGGAGACAUGCAUUUUUUCAGUUUUAUGAUUAUGUGAAGAUGGUUGUGCUCACUGCAAAUUUGCAAAAGGCUAGGCAGACAUAGUUUGUAAUCUAAUUUUUUAUUUUGUCUUCUUAUUUCCCAGUGUACAAUGUAAAUUGCCAGUGGUUUUUAAUCCCCCAAUAUCAACAAAUUUGCCACUUAACACCAUGGGUGGUCA